AUGCAUCGCGGUAAACUGUAUCCCCAGAGCACAGCCGGCCUCUACACCGCCGCCGCUCUGUUGCGGCUGACCUUGAUCGCCUUGUUCCCCGCCCUGCCGGAUCUGCUGACCGGCCGCGUCGAGAUCUCGACGCCCGUGACGAGCUUCAAGAGGUUGCAAGAGGGCCUGUUCCUAUAUAACCACAAUGUCUCGCCCUACGACGGCGGCGUGUUCCACCAGGCGCCUCUGCUCCUCCCGCUCUUCUCCCUCCUACCGAGCUCGUCCGCCUACCCCCUGUUCACGCACCUCGUAUACGUCGCCGUUGACCUGCUGAGCGCCAAUGCGCUCUACAAGAUCGCCGAGUCUGGCGAGGCCGCCCUCUCCGCCUCGAGACGAAGGGACAGGCGAUGGAGCGGCUACGUCGUCGCUGCCAUCUUCCUCUUCAACCCCUUCACGAUCGCGACCUGCCUCGCUCGACCGACCAACGUCUUCACCUCGUGCGCCAUACUACAUGCGAUCGCAAAGGCCGUAUCCGGCACCCCCUUUACCGCCAUGCUAGCCCUCUCCUUCGCCACGUACCUCUCCAUGUAUCCCGUGCUCCUGCUGCCGCCGCUGAUCCUGCUCGCCUACGACUGCCGGCACUUCUGGAACAAGACGUCGUCCCUGCCGCAGUUCGCGAGCGCCAACGUGGCGAUCGUCGGGGUUUGCCUCUCAGCCUUGUUCCUGGGCUCCUACCUGCUCACCGGGUCCUGGGAGUUCCUCGGCUCGACCUACGGCAUCCAGCUAACGCUGACCGACCUCACCCCCAACGUCGGGCUCUGGUGGUACUUCUUCAUCGAAAUGUUCGACAGCUUCCGCGCCUUCUUCCUCGGCGUCUUCUGGCUUCACCUGUCGUGCUACGUGGGGGGCCUGUCGAUCCGCCUCCGCGCGCAGCCGCUCGCAGUCCUGACGCUCCUGCUGGGCAUAUUCGCCAUCUUCAAGCCGUACCCGAGCAUCGCCGACACGAACCUCUUUCUCGCGAUGGUGCCCCUGUUCAAGCACGUGUUCCCGCUCCUCCGAUAUAGCUUCGUGACGGCAGCGACGGUGCUCUACUCGACUUUCCUCGGCCCCGCCUUCUACUACCUGUGGAUCUACGCCGGCAGCGGCAACGCCAAUUUCUUCUACGCCAUCACCCUGGUCUGGAGCCUCGGGCAGAGCUUGCUGGUGAGCGACCUGACGUUCGCUGUGCUGCGCGACGAGUGGGAGGUCGAGCACCCCGAGAUGGUCGGGAAGGAGAUUCGGCAGAUAUAG
Durotheca rogersii is the source of this 1269-nucleotide messenger RNA. RefSeq names its product PIG-U-domain-containing protein. Bases 1 to 1269 code for a protein of 422 amino acids. Gene Ontology annotation, cellular component: GPI-anchor transamidase complex; membrane. The transcript is spliced from 3 exons. Gene Ontology annotation, biological process: protein localization to cell surface; attachment of GPI anchor to protein. NCBI's taxonomy places the organism in Eukaryota, Fungi, Ascomycota, Sordariomycetes, Xylariales, Xylariaceae. The record is from RefSeq and is a predicted model, not a curated record.